CACACAGACUGCGGUCCCAGCAGGCCGCUGACGGGAGCUGGUGGCUGGUGGCUGGGACGCUCACCUGGGCCAUGUCUUCCGCGCGGAGCAGCUCCUCCUCCUCUUCCACCUUCCGCUCGGAGCACAUCAGCACCUACAGCCCCACCGGGGCCCAGGCCUGCUUUGAGCCCCGUCUGGACCCUCCUCACGGGCUCUUCACGGCUCCUGGGCGGGCCCGGGAGUCCUACGGGUUCUCAGGCUCACCUCCACCUGGGCAUCCCUCUGCUCUGGGCAGCAGCAACGUGAUUGCCAGCGGGGACAAGUACCAGGUCAUGGCCGAUGUCAGCCAGUUUGACCCGCAAGACAUCGUGGUGACCAGCUACAACUACUGCAUUGUCAUUCAGGCCGAGAAGGUGGCUGAAGACGGCACCAUCUCCAACACCUUCACCCACAAGUGCCAGCUCCCGGAAGACAUGGAUCCCCUGUCCAUCAGCUGUUCCCUGAACAACACUGGCAACUUGAUCAUCACGGCCAAACGGAAGUUCCUGGCUCCACCACCACUCUAUCGCUCGGAGGUCAAGCUCUAACAGCCCCCUCCUGAAUGCGGUAGCCACACGCCUGAAAGUUUCCUUGGUUUUGAUAGAUUUGUUCGGCCACUAGUUUGGUUCUUGAUUUGGUUGGCACCUGUUAUUAUCCUGUUAUUAUCCAUCAUGCACUGAUAAGACUGCAAGCAGUUCCCUGUUGGAUGCAGUGACUGAACAUUACCUGUGAGAUGAGGAUCCCUCUGCACUGGCUGGCCAAGAAGUCCCCACAAUGGGACAUGAAAUUAAAUAUCCACCUGCACACCAACACAAUCUGGUUGCAGAGCACAAAAGCCACAGUGUGUGCAGAAGGAGUCCUUCAGCUUGCUCAUAUGUCUCCGGUCUUCUGCCCUUCUCCCCACCCCCUCCUGCAGCCUGUGCUUCUCAUCAGAACUAUCUCCAUGGUAGAUUCUUCUGGGUUGCCCCCUUUCCAUUUGUCACAGAAUGGACGUGCAAACCGACCUUCCUGGAAAGGAGAAAUGGCAGGGUUUUCCUGGGAAACUGGAUAGAUGAGCUUCCCAAAAUGGCAUAAAUCAGAGCAUACCCUGA
This is a messenger RNA of Varanus komodoensis (Komodo dragon), 1109 nucleotides long. RefSeq names its product heat shock protein beta-7-like. The transcript is spliced from 3 exons. The record is from RefSeq and is a predicted model, not a curated record. NCBI's taxonomy places the organism in Eukaryota, Metazoa, Chordata, Lepidosauria, Squamata, Varanidae. Bases 72 to 566 code for a protein of 164 amino acids.